ACAAAACAAAACAUUUUCCGAUUGAUUUCUCGCGAAAAUUGAAUAAAAAUCAGUCAAAACAAGCAUGAAGAAGGUCUUAAUGGUAGCGGAAAAGCCGAUGCUGGCAAAUAGCAUAGCGGAAAUUCUCAGCAAUGGCAAAAAAACAACGAGAAAAGCGGUCUCAAAUGUUCACGAAUGGCAGGGAACCUUUUUCAACGAGCCGGUAAAGUUCAAAAUGACUUCCGUGUUUGGGCAUGUCAUGAGUUUGGAUUUUGUUGGACAUUAUAAUGCAUGGGACAAAGUUGAUCCUUAUGAAUUGUUUUCGUGUCCCACGGAGAAGAAAGAGACAAAUCCAAAGACUCGCAUGGUGUCAUUUUUAGCGAACGAAGCCAAAUUUUGCGAUUAUUUGGUCUUAUGGCUCGAUUUGGAUUUGGAAGGCGAAAAUAUCUGUUUUGAAGUGAUGGAUGCCGUGCAACGAUCCAUAAAUGGCGUUUUCACGAAUACCAAACGGGUCGUUUAUCGUGCCCGCUUUUCCGCAAUCACAGAAAAGGACAUAAAAUAUGCCAUGAAUAACCUCUCGCACCCCAAUGAGAACGAAUCUCGCAGCGUUGAUGCACGUCAAGAGCUGGAUCUCAGAAUUGGAUGUGCUUUUACGCGAUUUCAGACGAAAUUUUUCCAAGGAAAGUACGGAGACUUGGAUGCAUCGCUCAUUUCUUAUGGGCCGUGUCAAACGCCGACUUUGGGAUUUUGUGUGCAGCGACACGACGAGAUUCAAACGUUCAAGGCGGAAAGUUAUUGGUACAUCCAAGCGAUUGUUGGGAGUCCCGAACUGAAGUUAAGUUGGAGUCGGUGUCGCGUUUUCGACAAAGAUGUCGCAAUGAUGUUCCUUGGAUCAAUUAAAGAUGUUAAAGAGGCGCGAAUUGUCAAAGUCAGUUCCAAAAAUCAUCAAAAAAGUCGCCCUUGCGCUCUAAAUACGGUAGAAUUACUCAAAGCAUGUAGUGCGGGUCUCGGUUUGAGUCCUCAUCAAGCGAUGCAAAUUGCCGAAAAGCUCUAUACUCAAGGGUACGUCAGUUAUCCGCGUACCGAGACAACCGCAUAUCCCGAAAAUUACGAUUUACGUUCGGUUGUGAGGACUUUGGGCAACGUUUCGGACUACAAAGAUCUCUCUCACAAGGUUUUAGGGAACUUUUAUGCCCCCAAGAGUGGCACAGACAAAGGCGAUCAUCCUCCUUUAACUCCAACAGCAGCUGCGAAUCGAGAGACCCUCGAUUCCGACAGUUGGAAAGUUUAUGACUAUAUUUCGCGUCAUUUUCUCGCCACGGUGUCUCGAGACAUGGUUUAUCGUGUCACAACGUACGAUUUUAAGAUUGGCGACGAGCAUUUCACGACAACGUCGAAUCAGCUGAUCGAUCCGGGCUUCACGGAGAUCAUGACAUGGCAGGCUUUUAGUAAAACGGAGCUCGCACAAGAGCUGAAAGAAGGCGAUAUGAUCAAAAUUAACGAAAUAAAGUUGCAAGAAGGACAAACAGAGCCCCCAGAAUAUUUGUCAGAGUCGGAAUUAAUUACGUUGAUGGAAAAACACGGAAUUGGCACAGAUGCGUCGAUUCCCGUGCACAUCAACAACAUUUGUCAACGAAAUUACGUGACAAUUGCCGGCAAACGGAAAUUAAUUCCCUCAACUUUGGGUAUCGUGCUCGUGCAUGGAUAUCAAAAAAUCGAUCCGGAACUCGUUUUGCCCACGAUGCGAGCUUCAGUCGAAAAACAACUCAAUUUAAUCGCGACGGGAGCUGCAACUUUCAAUUCUGUGCUCCAACAUGCGCUCAAUCUCUUCAAACUCAAAUACAAAUAUUUCGUUUGUGCGAUCAGCAGUAUGGAUUCGCUCUUUGAAGUCUCCUUCACGCCACUUGCUGCGAGCGGAAAAGCAUAUUCGCGUUGCGGAAAAUGCCGGCGUUACAUGAAAUACAUUCAAACGAAACCGGCGCGACUUUAUUGCACGCAAUGCGAUGAAACGUAUUCGUUGCCACGCGGCGGCUUAGUUCGCGUUUACAAAGAACUGAAAUGCCCCUUGGAUGAUUUCGAGCUGAUUGCGUGGUCAGGAGGAGCAAAGGCGAAGAGUUAUUCGUUGUGUCCGUAUUGCUAUAAUUAUCCGCCGUUCGAGGAUAUGCCAAAGAUGUCGGGUUGUAAUAAUUGUCGGCAUCCAAAUUGUCCGCAUUCGCUGGAUUCGUUGGGCGUUUCGAACUGCGAUGAGUGCUCGCGAGGCGUUUUGGUGCUCGAUUGCACGAGUUCGCCGAAAAAUUGGAAGUUGGGAUGCAACAUGUGUGACGUCAUCAUCAAUUGUUUCGAUGAUGCUAUCAAAGUCACUGUGGAAAAUACCGUUUGCGAUCAAUGUGAAGCCCAGCAAGUCGCCGUUGUCUACAAACCCGAAAAAACGCCCUUCAAAGAUGAAAUCACGGAAAAAACGGGAUGCAUUUUCUGCUUGCCGGAAUUCCAACCGCUCAUCGAGAAGCACAAAGCCGUACAAAAUCGUCAAUUAUUCAUGAACAACAGAAAGGGACGUGGAGGCGCCGUGCGUGGCAGAGGAAGAGGAUAUCGCGGCAAAGCAAAAGUCAUCAAAGAUAAAAUGGCGAAGCUCGAUGCGUAUUUUGUCUAAUUGUCUCUCGUUCUUUCAUAUCAUCACAGAGACGCGAAAAUGUAUUAAAAAAUAAAAAUUACUUAACGGAAAGUAAAGAAAAUCACAAUUUUUUUGUCAUUCAAA
This is a messenger RNA of Culicoides brevitarsis, 2734 nucleotides long. It is a transcript of the gene Top3beta, whose product is annotated as DNA topoisomerase 3-beta. The coding region runs from base 65 to 2629 and encodes 854 amino acids. Gene Ontology annotation, molecular function: DNA binding; DNA topoisomerase type I (single strand cut, ATP-independent) activity. Gene Ontology annotation, cellular component: nucleus. Lineage: Eukaryota; Metazoa; Arthropoda; Insecta; Diptera; Ceratopogonidae. The record is from RefSeq and is a predicted model, not a curated record. The transcript is spliced from 7 exons. Gene Ontology annotation, biological process: DNA topological change.